This is a messenger RNA of Nipponia nippon (crested ibis), 3328 nucleotides long. RefSeq names its product gamma-aminobutyric acid type B receptor subunit 2 (gene GABBR2). NCBI's taxonomy places the organism in Eukaryota, Metazoa, Chordata, Aves, Pelecaniformes, Threskiornithidae. Gene Ontology annotation, molecular function: G protein-coupled GABA receptor activity. Gene Ontology annotation, cellular component: G protein-coupled receptor heterodimeric complex; membrane. Gene Ontology annotation, biological process: G protein-coupled receptor signaling pathway; gamma-aminobutyric acid signaling pathway. The record is from RefSeq and is a predicted model, not a curated record.
AUGAAUCCCUCUCCGCGGAGACCGGCCGCUGCCACCUCCAACCCUGCCAUGCUACUGCUGCUCCUGUGCCUGGGCUGGGCGCCGCCGGGCUGGGGCUGGACGCGGGGCAGCUCCCGGGGGGCGGCCGGGCUGCCCCCCAACGCCACCACGCCGAUCUCCAUCAUGGGCUUGAUGCCGCUCAGCCAGUCCGAGGAGGACCAGAAGAGCAAGAUCGGCCGGGGGGUGCUGCCCGCCGUGCAGCUGGCCAUGGAUCAGAUCCGCAACGAGUCCCUGCUCAACCCCUAUUUCCUGGACCUGCGGCUCUACGACACGGAGUGUGACAAUGCAAAAGGACUCAAAGCCUUCUAUGAUGCAAUAAAAUAUGGACCUAAUCAUCUGAUGGUUUUUGGUGGCGUAUGUGCAACGGUUACUUCUAUUAUUGCUGAAUCUCUAAAGGGAUGGAAUUUGGUUCAGCUUUCAUUUGCAGCAACAACCCCGGAGUUGGCUGAUAAGAAAAAAUAUCCAUAUUUCUUCCGGACAGUGCCAUCUGAUAAUGCAGUGAAUCCAGCAAUUUUGAAGUUACUCAAAUAUUAUCAGUGGAAGAGAGUUGGAACUUUAACCCAGGAUGUACAAAGGUUCUCUGAGGUGAGGAAUGAUCUGACUCGCGUCCUGUAUGGUGAAGACAUCGAAAUUUCAGAUACUGAGAGUUUCCUCAAUGAUCCUUGCACAAGUGUAAAGAAGCUUAAGGGUAAUGACGUUCGGAUAAUCCUUGGCCAGUUUGAUGAGGAAAUGGCUGUGAAAGUUUUCUGCUGUGCUUAUGAUGAAGAAAUGUAUGGCAGCAAGUACCAGUGGAUUAUACCAGGGUGGUAUGAAAACCUUUGGUGGGAAUCCUGGAUUAAUUCCUCACAAUGUCUCAGCAAAAAUCUUCUUGCAGCCAUGGAAGGUUAUAUUGGAGUGGAUUUUGAGCCUCUCAGCUCAAAAAAGACAAAGACCAUAUCAGGAAGGACUCCACAGCAAUAUGAAAAGGAAUACAACGCUAAGCGCGGUGAUGGACAAUCCAGUAAAUUUCAUGGUUAUGCCUAUGAUGGAAUAUGGGUGAUCGCCCAGACUCUGCAGCGGGCAAUGAAGUAUCUCAAUGCCACCAACAAACACCAAAAAAUUGAAGAUUUUAACUAUACAAAUCACAAGCUUGGCAAAAUUUUUCUGGAUGCUAUGAAUGAAACCAACUUCUUUGGAGUAACGGGUCAAGUUGUUUUCAGAAACGGAGAGAGGAUGGGAACCAUCAAAUUUACGCAAUUCCAAGAAAGAAAGGAAGUGAAGGUGGGAGAGUACAAUGCUGUGGCUGACAAACUGGAAAUAAUCAACAACAGCAUCAGGUUCCAAGGCCUUGAGCCUCCAAAGGACAAAACAAUUAUACAAGAGGAGCUACGCAAGAUCUCCCUGCCUCUCUACAGCAUCCUCUCUGCCCUCACCAUCCUAGGAAUGAUAAUGGCCAGUGCUUUCUUGUUCUUCAACAUCAAAAACAGAAAUCAGAAACUAAUAAAGAUGUCCAGUCCCUACAUGAACAACCUUAUUAUCCUUGGAGGGAUGCUUUCUUACGCAUCUAUUUUUCUUUUUGGUCUUGAUGGAUCCUUUGUCUCCGAAAAGACAUUUGAGACACUUUGCACAGUCCGAACAUGGAUUCUUACAGUGGGAUACACAACUGCAUUUGGAGCAAUGUUUGCAAAAACGUGGAGAGUUCAUGCAAUUUUCAAAAAUGUAAAAAUGAAGAAAAAGAUCAUUAAAGACCAGAAGCUACUGGUGAUAGUUGGAGGGAUGCUACUGAUUGAUCUUUGCAUCUUGAUUUGCUGGCAGGUUGUGGAUCCUUUGAGAAGGACAGUGGAAAAGUAUAACAUGGAGCCAGACCCUGCAGGCAGAGAUAUCUCCAUCCGACCAAUCUUGGAGCACUGUGAAAACACUCACAUGACAAUUUGGCUUGGGAUUGUCUACGCUUAUAAAGGGCUGCUAAUGUUAUUUGGGUGUUUCCUAGCCUGGGAGACACGAAAUGUCAGCAUUCUAUACAAUGUGGGGAUAAUGUGUAUUAUUGGUGCUGCUGUUUCAUUCCUUACGCGGGACCAACCCAAUGUGCAGUUCUGCAUCGUUGCUUUAGUCAUAAUAUUCUGCAGCACCAUUACUCUCUGCCUUGUGUUUGUACCUAAGCUCAUCACGCUGAGAACAAAUCCAGAUGCAGCCACACAGAACAGACGAUUUCAGUUCACUCAAAAUCAAAAGAAAGAAGAUUCAAAAACAUCAACAUCAGUCACCAGCGUCAAUCAGGCCAGCACAUCUCGACUAGAAGGACUGCAGUCAGAGAAUCACCGCUUGAGAAUGAAAAUUACAGAGCUGGACAAAGACUUGGAAGAGGUUACAAUGCAGCUUCAGGACACUCCUGAGAAAACAACAUACAUUAAGCAGAACCACUAUCAGGAUCUCAAUGACAUUCUUAGUAUACGGAACUUUACAGACAGCAAAGAUGGUGAGAAAGCCAUUUUGAAAAAUCAUCUUGAUCAAAAUCCACCAGCACAAUGGGGCUCAUCAGACCCUUCCAGAACAAGCAAAGAUCCUAUAGAAGACAUCAACUCUCCAGAACACAUACAGCGUCGGCUGUCUUUGCAGCUGCCCAUUCUUCAUCAUGCCUACUUGCCAUCCAUAGGAGGAGUUGAUGCUAGCUGUGCCAGUCCGUGCGUAAGCCCCAGUGCCAGUCCUCGGCACAGGCACGUGCCACCCUCCUUCCGAGUAAUGGUUUCGGGGCUGUAGGAAAGGGAGAUCAGUGCUUCCUGAACUGCUUUUAAGUACUCAAUGACUGGACUAAACAUCUGACCUAGAACUCUGCUACAAACAUGUAACAUUGGCUCUUACCGCAGAGGAACUACCGCUGAGGCCGUCAUCACAGGAGUGCCCGUGUAACUCAUGUGGGAAGGCAGAGGAGAAGGACACAAGGAGUUUGAUCUGUAGCCUUAUUCAUGGAGUUUUUAUUUCUUCACAUAGAAGUCACUGAAAAAAACGUUUCUUCCCAAAUUUCUACUAGCAACAAGGAGGCUGGGAAAUACGGAUCUUGCAAAAAAGACACUAGGGAAAAAAAAAAAAUACUCAAAUGUCACUGAGCUUUAUGUGGCUGCUGAGAACAUGCAAUUCUAUACUGUAUCCAUGUAAGGAAAAUACAAUGGUUGAGCUAUACCAUAUUUAUUGAAAUAGAUACACUCAUUUUUACAAGAGUUGUGUUAAAUUGCUGGAAACAUUCUGCACUGGUUAGUCUUGCUUGUUUUCACUUCAGGGACGAUGUUCGAUAGGAAAGGAGGAUUGUGAGAAA